AACACCAAAACAACCAAAUCCAAAUGCUCAUCCCUCCAGAGAGAAAUAUGCCUAUUCCCUUUUUCUUUUUCCUGGAUUUCUAUCUUUCUCCCGAUCUUUAGACCUAUAAAGACCUGAAUCGAGCCAACUAAACCCUCAUUUACCUUUCACUCUGGACCUGAAUUGCGAAACACCCACACACAACAGAAACCCAAAUCUCAACUGAUCAAUUAUGGCAACAGAUAUAGUGGUGGAGGAAUUCAACAAGACAAAGAAAGAUUGGGACGAAGCCUAUCUUCAAACCCUAGCCCACAUUCAAGCCAUUCAACAAUAUGGCAAAUCAAGAUCCAACGCCGGCAACAAAGAAUCGCUGCCCAGAUUGAACGGUCUUGCUCAAGACGGACUCGCUAUGUUGUCUGCCGCACAAUUCAAUCUUGAUCUUCUUGUCCCACAACUUCCCACCGAUGAUCAUAUUCAAAAUGCCCAAUUAACCCUUCAAUCUUGGAACAAACAGAUUCAAAGUUUGCGGUCAAGUCUGAGAAAUGCUAAUCUGCAAGCAAAGGCUAACAUGAGGAAAGCUGCCCAAGAAGAGAGGGAGCUUCUCUUGGGAGGUGGCGAAGAGUCCACAGCCAGAAGGCGCAAUCUACAGACAAAAGCUGGAAUGACAUCAGCAGCCGAGAGCAUUACAGAGAGUCUUCGUCGCACGAGGCAAUUGAUGGUUCAGGAGGUUGAACGGAGUGGAAGCACACUCAUGGCUUUUGAGGAAUCAACUGGGGUGUUAAAGAAAGCAGAAAGCGAAUACAAGGGUCAUGUUUCAUUACUGACGCGAACCCGUAACUUGCUUUCAACAAUGAAACGCCAAGAUGUUCUUGACAGGAUUAUACUUACCGUGGGAUUCCUGUUGUUCUCGUUAGCUGUUCUUUAUGUUGUUUCAAAGAGAAUAGGAAUACUCAAGUUGCAGAGGAAGGUUGUUGGUGCGAUUAAAGCUGGUAUGGCUGGAGAUGCUAUAAACAACGUUGUUCAGGUCAAUGAACCUGUUGUUGUUCCAAAUGUUGACUUUGACUUAAACUUAGAACAACCAAUGCAUGAUGAACUGUGAAUGUUUCAAUCAUAUAUGCACAUGAAAACACAAGUUUAGCAUGUAUAUUUUUGUGUAAACAAUAGACUGCUUUUGCCUUUAAUUCGGUAGUGUUUAAAAUAUUCAAUCUGUUUAAUCAUUUGUGCUUGUAUCUGACAGUUUGUUUAAGAUAUUAUUUAGAUUUGACUUUUAAGGUCAAACACA
Molecule: messenger RNA, 1261 nt
Organism: Helianthus annuus (common sunflower)
Lineage: Eukaryota; Viridiplantae; Streptophyta; Magnoliopsida; Asterales; Asteraceae
Exons: 7
Coding region: 212-1078 (288 amino acids)
Biological process (GO): retrograde vesicle-mediated transport, Golgi to endoplasmic reticulum
Cellular component (GO): SNARE complex; endoplasmic reticulum
Molecular function (GO): SNAP receptor activity
Source: RefSeq, a predicted model, not a curated record